Messenger RNA from Belonocnema kinseyi, 1079 nucleotides. RefSeq lists its product as uncharacterized. Lineage: Eukaryota; Metazoa; Arthropoda; Insecta; Hymenoptera; Cynipidae. The record is from RefSeq and is a predicted model, not a curated record. The transcript is spliced from 4 exons. The coding region runs from base 1 to 882 and encodes 293 amino acids.
AUGGGUGUCGACGUUGAUACUGCGCUAUUCAUCUCAUCAGUUAUUUGUUAUUUUAUUGACUUAAGUUCACAGGCCGACCCGUCUUCGAAGGGGCCCAGGAUGUCCGUCGCCCGAUGGCGCGGCGCCAGUCAUUGGACCAACACUCCUCUUGCGGUCGGAAAUCUCGAUUCUCAUCUCUUACCGAUAUUAACACCAUACGAAUUUUCUGAAAAUAAUGGUGUACAAAGAAUCCCAUCACCAGAAAGACACUCUUUUGGAUUUAAUCCAGGUAGUUCAUCCGUGUCACGGUUACCCGAUCAAUAUUCUCACCUACCUAGCACAAGUGCUAAGAAACCAAGCAAUAAACCACCAAAUAAAAUUAUUCGUUACCAGGAAAAAUACUUUGGAGUGUGGUUUCAUCCUUCAGGAAGACCGCGCGAAGUUCGCCUUUUAUAUGAAAAAAAUAUCAUUCCAAAUGAAGAAUAUUGCAGACAUCACGAUAUUGAGCAUCGUUAUGUCGACAUAGAUGGCGUAAAAUUUGUGGUGUACGUCGAGAAUGGAAAAAUUUUGGGAUCUCAGUAUACAUCUAGGACGCAUGUCCAGAAUGGAACAGAAAUAAAUGUUUCACAAGCAAAUAAGUUUCUUCCACGCCGCAAGGAUCGUCCAACUAGGUCUUUUAUUUAUAAUCACAAAGAAGUUGGGGUGUGGACUGAUUAUGCUGGAAAACCGCGCUCAGUUGGCCUUUUGUCUACGAAUAUAAUUCCAACUGUCGAAGAUCGUAUGAAAUACAACCUUAAUACCUUCGUAGAUCAUAAAGAUGGCGUAUAUUUUAUGGUGCACGAAUUAUUACCUAGUAAAAACAUUCUAGGAAUUGAGCUUGUAUCAGGAUCGAAAACAUCUUGAAAGUCUAUACACAAGUCGCUAUCGGAAAUUUCCCAGUGAGAUUUUGCAGAUUCAUGAAAGCUUCAGAUCGAUGCAUAUUAUCCAAUGGGUCUUAUACGGGAUCACACGAAUGGACUUCAGAGUAACUAAGAGUCAGACAAAUUAAAGAUCUAUUCGUUAUAAAACAAAUAAGUUGUUUGAAAUAUUGUAUUGUUAGA